Peronospora matthiolae is the source of this 2745-nucleotide messenger RNA. NCBI's taxonomy places the organism in Eukaryota, Oomycota, Peronosporomycetes, Peronosporales, Peronosporaceae. The record is from the annotation of a GenBank genome assembly.
AUGAGCGGUCCUCCUUCCGGCUUCCCACCUCGCAGCAUGGGCCUCCCGCCGCUCUCGCACGGCGGCCCUCGGUCGUCCAUGAUGUCUGUCGAGUACGACGGCAUCCCGUUGCCACCGCCGAGCAUCCGCUCCUGUGGCUCGCAGCAGUACGUGACGAGUUACAUCCCCACGGGCACGGCCUUCCCUCCCCAUAGUGUCCAGGACUUGAUCUCGAGCAUGAAGUCCUACGCCAGUGCCACGAAUCUCGUGCGCACGUACAGCGACAUCCCGUCGGUCGAAGAAGCGCUCGUGACGCUGGACCGCGCAGCAGUCGCGCUAAGUGCGAGACGCUAUCGAGACGCGUUAAAGUUGUACUUGGAAGGCGGGUACGCCAUGGCGAACGUCGCCGAGCGCCAGACCCACGCCAAGAUCUGCAACUUAUUGACGAGCAAAGGCUUCGAGACGCUGAAUUGGUGUGCGCGGCUCUGCGACUGGAUCGAAGGGCGCGUGCAGGAGAAACACCCGCGUCCAGGCGUGCACAAGGUCGGGAUCCCCGUGAGCAAUUGGGACGAAGACUGGCUGGGCCCGUGCUUGGACGAAGAAGAGGCGCGUCGACUGUGGUACACGCCCGUUUUCUGUCCGCACCCCGUGGACUUUUCGAACUUUGGGUACCGUCUGCGAUGUGUAGAAACAGGACGACGGCCCCGUCUGAUGGUGUGCAUCACUAUGUACAACGAAGAGCCCGCGCAGCUUAAAGCAACAUUGAAGAAACUCGCAAACAACUUGGCGUACUUGAAAGAACAGCAGCAGACGGGGCAGUCGCAGCGGAAAAACGGGCUCACAGGCCCGUUUGCAGGCGACAAUGUGUGGCAGAACGUCCUCGUGUGUAUCGUCGCUGACGGCCGCGAGCAGGUCAAUGACAAGAUGCUCGAGUACUUGGAGUCCAUUGGCUUGUACGAUGAAGACCUCUUGACCAUCAACAGCGCUGGCAUUGGCGCGCAAUGUCAUUUAUUUGAACACACGCUGCAGCUCUCCGUGAAUGGCAAGUGCCUCUUGCCCAUUCAGACGGUGUUUGCUCUCAAGGAGCGCAAGUCGAGCAAAUUGGACUCGCAUCGGUGGUACUUUAACGCGUUUGCUGAGCAGGUGCAGCCGGAGUACACGGCAGUGAUGGACGUUGGCACGAUGUUGACGAAAUCCGCGCUCUAUCACUUGCUCUUUGCGAUGGAACGCAAUCACCAGAUUGGUGGAGCGUGCGGCCAGCUCACGGUGGACAAAGCGUUUGAAAAUCUGAGCAACUGGGUCGUCUCGGCGCAGCAUUUCGAGUACAAGAUCUCCAAUAUCUUGGACAAGUCGUUGGAGAGCUGUUUUGGCUUUAUCAGUGUCUUGCCAGGGGCGUUCUCAGCAUAUCGCUACGAAGCUGUUCGAGGGGCUCCACUGGAUGCGUACUUCCAGACGCUCAACGUCGAUUUGGACGUUCUAGGACCUUUUCUCGGCAACAUGUACCUUGCGGAAGACAGGAUCUUGUCCUUUGAAGUUGUGGCACGCAAAGACUGCAAGUGGACUAUGCACUACGUCAAGGACGCAGUCGCCCGUACCGAUGUACCGCACAAUCUUGUCGGUCUCAUCUCGCAGCGAAAGCGCUGGCUCAAUGGCGCGUUCUUUGCCACGCUCUUUAGCAUUUGGAACUGGGGUCGCAUCUACUCGGAGAGCUCGCACUCGUUUUCAAGGAAGAUGGCCUUCCUGGCGUUGUACCUGUAUCAUCUAUUGUACACGGUGUUUGGCUUCUUCCUGCCUGCGAAUUUGUACCUGGCACUAUUUUUCGUCGUCUUCCAGGGCUUUCAGCAAAAUCGUCUCGAGUUUGUCGACACUUCGGGGUACUCGCAAACUGUGCUGGACUGUGCGGUGUACAUGUACAACUUCGCAUACCUUUUUGGUCUGCUGAUGCUCAUCAUUAUUGGACUGGGCAACAACCCAAAGCACAUGAAGCUCACGUACUAUUUCCUGGGUGCUGUCUUUGGGGUCAUGAUGAUGCUCUCGUCGCUCGUGGGCGUCGGCAUCUUCUUCUCAUCGCCAGCUAAUAUCAACUCGAUCGUCGUGUCGGUCCUUACAGUUGGCGUAUACUUCAUCGGUCCAGCUCUUCAUGGCGAGGUGCACCACAUCUUCAUGACGUUCACGCACUACACGGCGUUGAUCCCGAGCUUCGUGAACAUUGCGACCGUCUACUCAUUUUGCAAUCUGCAGGACUUGUCAUGGGGCACAAAAGGUCUGCACGACGACCCGCUACUGCUGUCACUGGAUGACACGGAGAAGGGGGACUUUAAGGACGUGAUUGCCAAGCGCCGUGCGAUGGAAGAGUGUCGUCGUGAAGAGAAAGAGCGUGCUGAGAACAGGAAGAAGAGUUUCGAAGCGUUUCGCACCAACAUCCUCCUCACCUGGGCGUUCUCCAACCUCAUUUUCGCGCUUUUCAUCGUGUACUUCACCAGUUCGUCGAUUUACAUGCCUCUGCUGUACAUUUGUGUGGCAAGCAUCAACUCGUGCCGGCUGCUUGGGUGUGCUGGUCACUUGAUUUACAUCCACACGACCGGCUUGCGUGAUCGUGUUCUUGACAAGACCGAGUGUGGCAACGGGACUGGGCGGUACCCUCAGAACUCGUAUGUGCAGCUUGAUGAGCACUACGCUGCCCUCACAGAGGACCAGCGCGCUUUUGCUUCCGGACGUACCAAUGCUUCUGCACGUUCCAACAAUGAUGUUUACUCGGCCGCGUAA